Molecule: messenger RNA, 6720 nt
Organism: Cylindrotheca closterium
Lineage: Eukaryota; Bacillariophyta; Bacillariophyceae; Bacillariales; Bacillariaceae
Source: the annotation of a GenBank genome assembly
AUGUCGUCGACAAGAAACAAGCGGAAACGGACGGAAACUGAUGCACGAUCCGAAGGGAGACCAAAAUCACGCGAACAGCGCGACACAGCUUUGGGACAGGAAAAAAAAUUGGAGGCUGCUGACACUGCAGCAAAUGCUUCCAAGACAAAUCCAGGAAAUAACAACCAGGUUGAUUCCAUUCUUGGUGCCGUUGCUACUCGCUAUCAGCAGGCUAUUGCACAGGAUGCGUCAGUGAAAGAGCGAGACGCUGCUACUGGAGAUAGUUCUCUACCAAUACCUAAUAGCAACAGCAACGACAGGCACAAAGGACCUUUGUCUCAAAAUCUCUCUUCGGCAACGAAGCCACUGUAUUCUCGGGAAAAGGGACCCGCUUGUGAUCCCUCGGAUGGUGGACUCGCACACGAAACAAAUAGAUCGGUAAGGCUGCAAGGGUUGAUUACUCACAGAUCAUCCUUGCGCCGACGAAUUCGAUUUUGUGCUGCGGUGGCAAGCGAACGACUACAACAUGAAAGUGAGGAAAGUAGCUAUUCAAAGUUUGAAUUAUCAGCACAAAAAGGCGGGGAUAUGGAUGAAGUUUCUCUGUUUGUGCAAAUGACAAAUUCAGCAACUCUUGCAGCCAAACGAAUUCGAGCUGACAACGAUGCGAACAGUGACAGGAGAACUUCACUUUCGCUACGACGAGGAUCAAGUGUCGGAAAGCGAAUGAAUGCUGCACUGUCUUCAUUGGCACCAGGAUCGUCCUCAAAUCAUUCUUCUUCAAACUUCGCAACGGUUGAAAGCAAUACAAAAGUCCCCAUGAACGAAAAAGAGCAAGAUUUAGUCCAGAUUAACAUGAUUGAAAAUCAUCCACAAGUGCGCUUGACUUCGUCGGUUCAACAAACUCUCCCGUCGUCCAACGGUCUUGUUCAGCAUGCAAACAAUCCUGAUAACUACAGCCACCGCAUUCUAAUUCCAAGUCAACUGAAGCAGUCAAAACAGGAUCAACCUGACAAACCCGAGGCAAACUCGAUAGAUGGGAAUAGCAGUGAUAACAAAGGACCUGAAUUGAGUUCAAAAAUUUCCAACGGUCAGGAGUCAAACAAUUGGCAGUCUUCGUCUACCAAUUCUGACCGAUUGGCUCUACCCCUGCAUUUGCGGGUAAGUAGCGAGUCACUCCCUCAAAAUAGACUCACAGGACGAGACAUGUUUUCCACGAAAUUCUCUGCCCUUCGUAAACAAUGUGAUGCAAUCGAAGCCAGGCUUUCCCCCUACAGGGAACAAACUCAACAAAAUGCGUUGAUUCUACCGACGGAAAAAAUAUCCAUGAAAAAUCGAUUGUUGUCCCAACGCAAAACUGUUUCGCUUCCAAGCAGAAAAUUGACUCAUUGGGAUGUGCUACUUCAGGAAAUGAAUUGGAUGGCGACCGAUUUCAUUGAGGAACGGAAAUGGAAGGAAUCCGUCUCACGGAAUAUAUCAUCUGCAAUUUCAAGCCCGUCAGAAAAGUUCCCGAAUUCAACUCGAUCACCGGAUGAUGGCAACGAAAAACGACGCGAAGCGAGUUCUCGAGAUGUCGCGCAAAGUUUACACAAAGAUACUCAAUCUGACAAUGGAACUGAAAAUACACUGGAGAGUGUGUCCACAUGUUCAAAGCUGAAGGAGAUUUCCACACAGACGUAUCCACGAAACAGCCAGGAAGGCGAUAAAGCAACUAGGAAGGUGGGAAAUAGUAUUGCUCUGUUGAUAACAACACUAGGAACUGCAGUGAUGGACACAAUUGACAAGCAGGACUUCGAACACAAAAAAGACUCCGACUGUAACCACCAGAAUACCCGGAGUCUUAGUGGUAUUUCGAGGCGCAAAGGUCGGUUGCGACGAUUGUUGCCAAAAAAUGGCAGCUCAAUUUCUUGUGGCUUUCGAGCCACUCUUUACGGUCAGAAGUCGUUUUCAUUCCUUGAAAUCUCAGGUUUUGUUGAUUCUUUUGCCAAGAUGAAGGGGCACCAAAAUGAUAGUAUUUUCCAGAGUUUUUCAUCGAAUUCUGACUCACACCUCAAGAUGAGUUUGUCAAGAGAGCAAAAAUAUGUCGUAGAUCGCGUUUUGAGCGUGUGGAACCAGCCCACCAAGCCUGGAAUUGCUUUAAGGGGCGGACUAUGUUGUGGGAAAACACAUACUGCUUCUGUUUUGAUGUGGCAGAGACGAAAGCGAGGCCCGCAAUUACUUAUUUGCCCAACGAAUUCCAUGAUAAAAUGGAAAUUUGCAAUUGAGAGAUUGGGCGAUAUCCGAGUUUUGAUUUACAAUCUCUCUGCGGCCUUGAGUGGGGACCUUUCAGCAGAGGGUGAAGUCUUGUGUAAAGCGAGUGACAUCAUUUUAUGCGAAUUCGAAUUACUCGAUGAUCCUACACUGGGAACGACAGGGACCAGCGAUUUGGGGGUAUUUGCUGGUUCUGCAUAUCUUUUAUCGGUUCCUUGGUGGGACAAGUUGAUUGAUCUAUCCCUCCAAUCAAAUGCAGCUAUAUUACUGAUUGAGCACAGUGCUGAGAAUCAUUGGUUGCACAACCUUUCAAAGAUGCCAAGAAGAACCAAGUUGGAAAUCGUUGCGUCACGAGCAGCACUGCUGAUAGGGCCACGCCUUUUUCUCUGUGACGUGGAAAGGAUGCAGCGGCGUGUAUUUUCUUGGGCACGACAACAUGGGAAGAUUAAAGGAAGGCGUAAAUCAGCGUCUGCACAAGAGGUUCUUGAGGAGGCGACAGCGUGUUUAGUCAUUUCUCUAAAGUCUUCUGACUGGACAAAGGAGAAGACCGGCUGGGAACUGCGUCGAUGCAAAAUGGAAAAGUGCCAAAGAUCGAACUAUGAUGCAUGCUGCAUCGGAGUCCGAGGCGCUCUAAGUUGUGGUCUCGCCCCACUUGUCACACGAAGUCAUGAGUCCUUGUGCUCUGUUUCACAAUCCUUGAUGUUAUUACGACAACAGUGCAUUCAUGGCGAGGUGACGGGUCAACUAUGGAAUGAUUACACCCAUUUUACCAAAGGAAAACGUAGCUAUAACACGAUCUUGAAGCCCAUUGGCAUUGCAACAGAAAAUCCUGCACAGAUGGAUUCUGCUUUGGCCUUUAGGCUUAUCAAAGGUUCGGCAAAGUUGCGAGAGAUGAUUUCAAUCCUGAGGUUCGACUGUGGUGUAGCGCUUGCUGACAAGUUGCUAUUGGGAUGUAAUAUUUUGGAACAUACGGUGGAAUCAUCAGCAGAUAAACCGAGAAAAGUAGCCAUCUUUGCAACCUUGCCGAUUGCACGAAGGUUUGUAUCGUUACUUUUGAACGCAUUGGGAAUCCCGCAUGAGUUGGUGGAGCCAACAUGGUCAGAGUGCAUGAAAGAAUCGCCGCUAUCUUCGACAAAGGCUAGUACAUUUUCUUCGCACCACCAACGCAUGUUAGCUUGUUUAAACAGCAGCCGACGACGUGGGUCUGCUUUGCAUCCACCACUGGAGAUUGUUGUUGGAUGUCCUGCAUUCCUAUCUGGUUGGAAUCAGGGACUGGUGGUCGAGAAUUGCGACAGUGUAAUAUUGGUUGAUGACGAUUGGACAGGGAGGGGGGAGUGUGUAUUGAGUGCAUUAUUGUCAAGGAUACAAUCGCACAAUUUUCACCAAAGAAAGCACUGCAACUUUAUCCGUCUAAUCUGCGAAGAUACGAUUGAGGAGAAAUUGUUUUCCAGCGAUCCUUUUGAGCUUUCUUUUUUUGAGUCAACCCAUUGGCCAAGAGAUAAGUCCGGCUUUUUGACUGUUCCAGAGACAAUUUCGGAAGCAUUGCCACUCUACAAUAGUGCCUUAAGGUCGGAAAAACGGGGAUUUCCACUUUCCAGAGUCGUAAGGCUACGGCAUCAGCCGUUGUCUAAGACUUUGCUUCCCUCACGAACUAUACCAGCUGUACUGGACUCUACAUCAAAAAUCCUAUUCCUGCCAUUCACGCAAAUGGAUAGCAAAAAUGAUGAUUGCGAAAUGCAUGCUGAGCUUGCAUUGAUGCAAGUAUUGUGCCACGAAGAGUCGGUGGCUUCUUCCUACUGCAUUUCUUACUCAGAUUGGGAUCAAGCCGCGAGGGACAAGAAUAUGCAUAAUUCUCGACCGUCUCGUUGCCCAGCCAGCGUUACUCGACCCUUGAUCACAAAACGCCAUGAUUUCUUCAUUUUGUUAUAUCUUCAAAACCUGUUUGUUGCCAAUGAUCGCCGGUUCGAAUCAGCAUUUACUCAAGGCCUGAAGAAUAUGAAAAGUUCUUUGGACGAGUCCCGCCAUUCUGCAACUGUCUCAGCUUCGCGUUGUUCAACUGACAAGAAACCCAGCACAUCAAGAAAUGCUUUGUUUGGCUGUUUCCGGAUGAUGUCGAUCAAAAGUUUCAGCGGAUCACCUGUUUUGCAUUAUGCACCACUCCAAAUGCAAAACCAAGAGGUAGAAAUUGGGAGUCACGGAAAAACAAAAGAACUAUGCAAUCAAGAAUCAAUCGCUAUUAUCAAUCUGUCAAUUGCACCGCAGCCAUGUCACAAUUGCUACUCAAGAAUUUAUGCUACCAGUCAUGUUGGCAAUGGAGCAUUUGGUGGAUAUGAAGGCUCUGAACCAUUUCUGUUUUUCCCUCCGCUCCUGAAAGGAGAGAUACACAGUGGGGUGUUAGAACAUGGGCAAAUACCAACUUUGGAGGUCACUAAGCGCAAACGAGUUCCAAUUACACUUGUUGAGCUCCCAAACUCAAAGCGAGUGAGGCAGAUGGAGCCAUCAUCGUCUGCCAUUCCUCGGUUUGAAGAUGAUUCCAAUUCUAGGUUCAGUUCAAAAGCUGUAAAUAUUAACUUGUCAGCAGGAGAAUCAGUGAAGCUACAGCAGCACACAAUUUCUCACUAUCAUAACAGCUUGCCAAAGCCCCCAGCAACAACAGAGGUCUCAGACGGGCAUGUUCACAGCUUCGACGACAGAAUGCCUACUGCAAUAUCAACAUAUGUGACAAAUAGACUCGACAAAAGGAUUGUAUCAAGAGAACGUCACGUAUAUCCUGUUUACGAUAAUGCGUUUGAAACUUUUGAAAAUAGUCUUCAUCACACUUCAAGAAAAUCCCAGCCCUGCUUGGAUUCGGUCAUUCUUUUUGUAAAGAAUGCAGCUAUUCAAAAUACCGGACGGACUGAUAGGACACGUUAUGAUUCCAACCAUGCCAGGCAUUCUACAGAUUUGAAUGGAGUAGAAGUCUUUGCAAGCAGCGGGGCGGAGGAGGAAGAAAUGGGAAACAAGAAAAGGGGACAUAAAAAAAUGUCACAUCCUCAAGUUGCACAGCGGGUACCCCUAGUCGAAAGCAGUAAAGCAGGUCACACACACACAGUCCAAGCUUCAGAGGAAUUGAGGAAGCAUAGCCACAGACAUCGAUUGUAUGAUUUUUUUCACUCCCGAUCAACAAGUUCAGGCUUGAGUAUGUUCGAGUGUGUUCCUUACCAAGCGGUAGUGUGCCAAGUUGAAUCAAGAGUCACAAGGACUCUGGGAAACCAGGAAUUGCAUCUGGGGGUUGAACAAGAGGUGUUGGUCCCAUACCAGCAAGUUGAGAGUGAUGUAUCAAGCACACAAAAUGACAGAAAGCAUGCGGGCUGGGAGAUUGUUGGAGGUUCUUCGAAUCUCCCAGACACAAGAGAAGCGCUUUUGAUUGGUGCUCUGAAAAAAGGAAAAUCCUCAGUAAGGUCAAGUAUUUUUGGACCACAACGUGGAUUUUUGUCGUCGUUCAGGGGUAUGAAUGCUCCAUCUGUUCCAAAGCAUCAGUUGGGGAUAUCUCUGCCAAUGGGAGUCAAGGUAUCACAGGAGAGAGAGGAAGCAAGUCUUUCUGCUUGGUCACGGAAGGCGAACUCUGUGCUUUGUGAUGCGGUCAAAAGAUACGACCAAAACUGGGUUCUCAUUGCCAAAAUGAUGCAGAAGACUUUGAAGGUGGAGGUUGCAAAAGCCAAGUACUACAGAACAAGUGAGAUCUUGUGGUGGAAGUCGGCAGAAAACUGCCAAAAGCAAUGGGAGAGUAUUUCUAGUGAAUCGAAUGACGCUGUCUGUCCUGAGGGCAAUGUGAGAUCCAUCAGGCAUAGUAGCUUCCGAAAAGCUCCACAAGAGACAUGGUGCCACAGCACGGGUUUACAAGAUUCCUCAGUCUUGGUCGGAAGAAAGUGCAUGAUGUCUGUUGAUCGGCAAAAAAGUGAGAAUGACUGUGAUGUGGCGGUGGAGCAACAAAGAAUCAAUGCAGACCAAACAGCUUUGCAAAGGCGAUCAAAUUCAGUCUUUUCAUCUUUGAUUACUUCCAACAUGCAACGACAAUUAAUGCCGAUCGCAAUCAUUAGUGUGGGAAAUGGGCCGAAUCAGAAUCAAACUGCACAUUCACACCCAUCUCACCUACAAUCAGUGCAAGAGUCUGCCACAUCUCAUUGGUCUGAUGGACGAACGGAACUAUGGCCUCUGCAGAUCAUUGAUGCUGCUGAAAAGCAACAUGUUGCAAGUAGAGCACUGAGUACUUCUGCCAAGCCCAGCAGCCAUUCACAUGUUUCUUCUUCAACAAGUCCUCCAGCUGGACGAGGGCAUUCAUACCCCAGAGUUCCUGGCAAUUCAGCGACUUCUUUACAAUCCGUGUCAAAGUUGCAGGCAUCACAGAUGAAUGGUCAUAAUACCUCCUGUCCUAGUAAUCUACCCCCAAAGACAAGCGUUUCACACAACAGUUUGGCACAAAGCCGGGGGAAAUCUAGCUCAAGGACAAAGUAG